Molecule: messenger RNA, 991 nt
Organism: Nezara viridula (southern green stink bug)
Lineage: Eukaryota; Metazoa; Arthropoda; Insecta; Hemiptera; Pentatomidae
Source: the annotation of a GenBank genome assembly
AUGACUUCUUUGAACUUCCUGCCAGUUGUUACCAAUGCGUAUUGGCUCUUGGAACUCGAUGCGGGUUCGCUAGCGAUCGCUAGUUUGGAGAUAGCGUCCAUGGUAUCGUUGAUCGCGUUCCACCUUUGGUCUUUGUUUUUCGAAUACGAGAACGAAGAUGGGAGUGAAUGGAACUACGUCGAGGAAUGGAUGCAUUACAUAUGGAUGGCUCUUCACUUACACUUCAUCGUUUCGGAUAUCUUUAUUAUCGUGACGUACACCGAUAAAACGCAGAAAAACCUCCUCUUCGCAGCAAUCUGUCGGAGCGAUGUCAGGCCUGGACUUCAUGUUUACCGUCGACAACUGCUUCGGAUCCCUGGACCUCAACGUCGGGUCGCUCGUCAUUGCCAUGAUCGAACUCCUGGUCCCCUUUCUGCUGAUCGCCUACUACAACGUCAACUGCACCUGCGAGCCUUCCGACGACGAAGACGACUCCAUCUUUACCAUGAGAUGGGUCUGCUACAUCACCUUGGUACUGCAUCUCCUCUUCAUCAUAUCGGCCGUACUCAUAAUAAUAACCUACUCGGACGACAAGUUGAAGAACCUCCUCUACGUAGCGAUAUGGAUACAGAUGUCAUUGCUGAUAAUAUAUCUAUGUGUUGUCUUAUUGGUGUACUGCAUGUUACUCAUGAAGGGAGGAUGUUUGAUAGCACUGAUGUUACUCGCGGUACGGUUAGCACUUUUAGCAGUACUGACGUACUUUGUGAUUGUGCUAAACAGUUGGUAUAAAAGUUUAUAAUCAUUUAUGUAUCCCAUGCGAGCAAAUAAAUUAUACAAUGCGAGUUGUCAUAACUUAUAGAAGAUAACAUUUAACCAUCUGAAGGUAAUCGAGAUGUACUAAAAUGUGGAUGAGCAUUUUCAUGGACCAAUCGAACAACAAAGUGCAAAUAUACAUAAAGAAUAUCCGAGUGGCAAGUGUCAUAUUUUAUUAAAUAAAUUAUUUUAAAAAAUG